AUGUCCUUCGCCGGCGUCCGCUGCAUCUCCGACCGCAUCCUCGUGUCCGUGACCAAGCAGGAGGACACGACGGUGUCGGGCAUCGCCCUCGCGCCGGGCGCCGCCGAGCAGGCGAAGACGUCGACGGGCAAGGUCGUCAAGAUGGGCGAGGGCCGCGUCGCGGCGAACGGCGAAAUCCUGCCCAACCCCGUGAGCGUCGGCGAGUACGUCAAGUUCCGCGACUUCGCCGGCUCCGACGUCAAGCUCGACGGCGACGACUACGUCAUCUGCCGCAUGUCCGACUGCCUCGCCAAGUGGUCCGAGUAG
Aureococcus anophagefferens is the source of this 306-nucleotide messenger RNA. RefSeq lists its product as hypothetical. NCBI's taxonomy places the organism in Eukaryota, Pelagophyceae, Pelagomonadales, Pelagomonadaceae. The record is from RefSeq and is a predicted model, not a curated record. Gene Ontology annotation, molecular function: protein-folding chaperone binding; ATP binding; metal ion binding. The transcript has a single exon. The coding region runs from base 1 to 306 and encodes 101 amino acids.